UUCCAAAGUUAUAAAGAUCCACUUAAAGCCUAAAACAUAUACUUUGUAUACAUCACAAACAACAAUAUUAUUUUUUGAAUUUGAAUCUUUUUAUAUUUAGGGUUAGAUUAUAAACAGUUCUCGUACACUUCAAGAUAUGGCAAUUGGGAUAAUGGAAGUACAUCUUGUGAAAGCUAAAGGACUCAACAGCACUUGUUUCUUUGGUGGAAUGGAAGAUCCAUAUGUUUUGAUACAAUACCAAGGUCAAGAGCAUAGGAGCCGUGUGGCUAAAGGUAGAGGAAGAAAUCAUGUAUGGGAUGAGAUAUUUAUGUUCAAAGUAGAAAACAAUAUUGGAUCAAAUGAUAAAAACAAAGUCAUUCUCAAAAUAAUGGACAAAGAUAGCUUUUCUGCUGAUGAUUUCAUUGGACAAGCCACAAUAUAUUGUAAAGAUUUAUUGGCUCAAGGUGUCCAAAAUGGAGUUGCUAAGCUACCACCUCUCAAGUAUAGAGUUGUUCGUGCAGACCAAUCUUAUCGUGGAGAAAUUGAUGUUUCUAUUACUUUUACUCCAAAGGUGGAAGAGGAAUUAAUUGAAGAAGACAUAGGAGGAUGGAAAGAAAGUAGUUACUAUAUAUCUUAAUUAGACUAUGCAUGACCUAUUUGUAAACUAUAAGUAGUUUUGAAUUUCAUUAUGUAACAUUUGAUUCAUUAGUUUGUAUUCUUUUAUUCUUUCUAGCAAGUAUUAAAGGCAUAAAUGUAUGUUGUUACAUGGAACCUCUAUGAUGCUUGUUGUUUUUUGUAAUAUUCAAUUCAAUCAAAUUCAAUUCUUCUAAUCAAAUUUUUAACCAA
Molecule: messenger RNA, 825 nt
Organism: Medicago truncatula (barrel medic)
Lineage: Eukaryota; Viridiplantae; Streptophyta; Magnoliopsida; Fabales; Fabaceae
Product: elicitor-responsive protein 1
Exons: 4
Coding region: 137-616 (159 amino acids)
Source: RefSeq, a predicted model, not a curated record